GUAAAUCACUGAAGAUUGGUUAUAAUUCGCUAAUUUACUUCUCAAUUUGGGGAUUUUUUUUGCUAAAUCGUUGAAUUUCAUAUGCUAAUAUAAAUUACGAUUUGGGGAUUUUUGGUAAAUCGCUAAUUUACUUCUCAAUUUGGGGAUUUUUUUUGCUAAAUCGUUGAAUUUCAUAUGCUAAUGUAAAUUACGAUUUGGGGAUUUUUGAAGAUGGUUUCGAGUCUUUUGACUGUAAAUUACGAUAAUUUUAAUUUGUCUUCAUAAUUUAUAAGUCCCAAAUGAAUUUUUUUAAAUAUGGUUAGCCGAUUAAAAACCGAGGAUUGGUUUUGAUUAGCCGAUUUGGGGAUUUUUCCUCUAGAAAUUGAAGUUGUGCUUGACUACUUGUGACCGUAUAUUUGAGUAUUUGAGCCGUAUAAUAGUAUAAUUUCUGUUUAAUUUAUGUUGAUUAUUAUUUCUGAUUUUCUAUUUAAUUGAUAUUGAUUAUUGAAUUUAUCAUUCAUUUAUUGAUUUCAUUCUGCGUUUAUCAUGUGUGUGUAGCAGACUAGCUGUAUAUACCAUGAGUUUAGAGUCAUUUUGGAAACGUGCCGGGAAGUCACAAAGAUGUCACUCCAAGAAAAUUUAGCAAGGUUUCGGAAACAGCAAGAGAAGUGUCAGUCAACUCUUUCGAGUAUUGCUUCUGAAAAACAAGCUUCAACCAAGUCCUCCAAUCCACCAAAGCAUAACUCUAAUGUACAUAAAUCAAAUUUGCCAACUGCAUCACCAUCUAUAAAUGCAAGGCCUCCUGUCAAAUUUUCAAAUGAUACCGAGAGGCUUCAGAUCAUUAAUAGCAUAAGGAAGGCUCCUGCUGGAGCUCAAAUAAAGCGUGUCAUUGAUCUGCUUCUAGAGCGGAGGGAAGCCUUAACUCCUGAGCAAAUCAAUCAAGUAUGCCAUGUCGAUGUUUAUGCAAACAAAACCGUGUUUGAAAGUUUGAAGAACAACCCAAAAGUGAGCUAUGAUGGGCAGUGUUUCUCUUACAAGUCAAAGCAUGAAGUUAAGAACAAGGACCAAUUGCUUGUCUUAAUACGGAGAUAUCCAGAAGGCAUGCCAAUCAUUGACUUAAAGGAUUCUUAUAUAAAUGUGAUGGAGGACUUGCAGGCCUUGAAGGCCGAUCGAAAAGUUUGGCUGCUCUCAAACUUUGAUUCACAGGAAGAUAUAGUAUAUCCAAAUGAUCCCCGAGUUCCUAUUAAGGUAGAUGAUGAUCUGAAACAACUCUUCCGGAGCAUUGAAUUGCCUCGCGAUUUUCUUGAUAUUGAGAAAGAACUUCAGAAAACUGGAAUCAAGCCUCUUACGAACACUGCCCAGAGAAGGGCUGCAGCACAGAUUCAAGGUGUUUCCUCCAAAAAUAAACCUAAGAAGAAGAAGCAUGAAAUUAGCAAGAGGACCAAGCUCACGAACGCUCAUCUUCCAGAGUUGUUUCAGAACCUCUCAACACAGUGACGUUAUUUGUUGGUUGUUGAUAAGGUUGCCAAUUGCCUUGCCGAUAUUGCCGCAAAUUUACUCUUCUUUCUUUGUCUGGAUACUCCAUCUUCUUUCUUGUGGAAGACAUGCAUUUACAUAGGAUGCUUCACUUUUUAUGUGGAUAAAAUGUUAUUAUCGAAUAUUGUACUCUGUAUCUCAAGAUUAUUGAGUAUUGAUCCUAUUUCUUUAGUGUAACUCACGGGAUUAUAUACUCCAAUGUCAUCUGUUCAUGCUUUGCUUGAACAUUUAAUUCUAUUG
This is a messenger RNA of Chenopodium quinoa (quinoa), 1755 nucleotides long. Its product is annotated as general transcription factor IIE subunit 2-like. The record is from RefSeq and is a predicted model, not a curated record. Lineage: Eukaryota; Viridiplantae; Streptophyta; Magnoliopsida; Caryophyllales; Amaranthaceae. Gene Ontology annotation, biological process: transcription initiation at RNA polymerase II promoter. Gene Ontology annotation, cellular component: transcription factor TFIIE complex. The transcript is spliced from 5 exons. The coding region runs from base 601 to 1476 and encodes 291 amino acids.